AUGUUUCUCACUCUACCACUAUCAAGAUUAUUCAAACUGUACACUCAUGCGUUCAGUUUAUUGAUAUUUGCUUUUGCACACUAUAUGUCAACGACAUAUGUGAAUCUUGAACAGAACAGCGAGGAUAAAGAGCUGAAGCUUGACGACUUUGUGAAGUUGGAAAGGCAUGGAUUCCACUUUUUGGCACAGAAAGUGAUGUGGGCAGAGCCUUUCUCACUGUAUUCACUCUUCCAAUCGUUGCUCGAAUGUGUGGAUUUCCCUUUGGAAAAGCUAAUUUUAGCUCAUAAUGUCGCUUGUUCGCUGGUGAUGUUGUUUAUAUGUAUAUAUGUUUUGAAUCGUGUGCCAGACAUGGUUCACGGCAUGCGAACAGCGUUUCGUCAAAUCAAGGCUAUAUUUGUUGUACGAGGACUAGCCGGUGGAUUCGUCACUGUCUGGCGCCGUCUUCGUAUUGCUGAGCUGAUGACGUGUGCAUGGCUGACAAUGUUUGUGAUUCGUAUGUACGUUGAGAUUUGGGAGAAGGGACGAACUUGGCAAGAGGCAGGUCCAGCAUUACUUGCUAGUAUUGCUGAGAGUACCAACACACCCAUUUCUUUACUCGCUCUUGCAUUAACGGUUUCGUUCGUAUGUAAAUGGGUUGUCGAUGGUGCUCAACUGGUAUACCGAGGCAUUGACACUUGUCCUGUUAUGCCUGCAGACUGGCUUGCUUGGUAUGAAAACGGAGCAAAAGGCUUUCCUGCUAGGCUGCUGGUCCUCUAUUAUCUCUGGCCGCUUCUCCUUCGGCAUCUCGCGGCCGACAUAUUCGAUGCUUGCUACUUGCCAAUCACCAUGGCUUGUGCUAUAACAGCCUUUCUACCGAUUGAUUUGUGGUGUGUUAUCAUUGUAUCUAAUUGUGUGCUUACCACCAUUCAUGCAGCUUCCUCAACUGUGCAAUAUGCUAUCGGGAUGAUUGAGUCCCGGUCAACUGAGCCGUGGGAACACAGCGACGAUCUCAUGUUCUGGACCAGGAUGGUGACGAAAGUUUUCGAGCUCUCCAUAGCACUCAUUGUGCUGGUGUAUGGCAUCGUCUUCACUGUAUCUGGGAAUUGGACAUUGGCCACCAUCGCGGUACUUGUUUUUCACGUGAUAUUCAAUAUCUAUAGAAGGAUGGAGACACUGCUAGGAUCAAUGACUGCUCGACAAGCUGCAGUGAAAAAUAUCAACCGUUUGCCUCGUGCUAGCAGAGAGGAACUAAAAGCUCGAAGCGAUAUUUGCGCAAUUUGCAUGAUGGAAAUGUGGGAAGAGGCACGAGUGACGCCGUGCAAGCACUUCUUCCAUGGCGCCUGUCUCAGGAAAUGGCUCUCUGUGAGGCAGGUGUGCCCACUAUGUUACUCGGAACUGCUGGACCCUAUCAGUGAGCCCGCUGUCGAAGAGUUCAGAAGAGAAGCAUCGCCAGAGCGUGAAAGAAUACGUGAAAGGAAUCCGGAAUGGAGGGAACUGCGUGCCAUGGAAGGAGCUCGUGACAUGUGGCCGUUGAUGGAGCAGGUUUUCGAGAAUGAAAGCGACACAGAGAGCGAUUCUUCUUCAGCGACAGAGUAUACGCUAGCAAGUUCGGAAAAUGAGUACUUGGAAUAG
This is a messenger RNA of Ostertagia ostertagi, 1611 nucleotides long. Lineage: Eukaryota; Metazoa; Nematoda; Chromadorea; Rhabditida; Trichostrongylidae. The record is from the annotation of a GenBank genome assembly.